GGUCGGUUUGGAUGCAUUUUCGGGGGGGAAACAGUUGCGAAUAAGGCAGAGAUCUAAAAUGAGUCCACCUCCGAAUAAUGAGGAAGUGCCUCUAGGCAACUUGAAUCGCCGACCGGGAACGACUGACGACCAAUCCGAUGGAGGAGGAGUCAACGACUUUACCCAAAAGUAUGACGUGAAUAGUUUCACCGGUCUGCUGGCAAUUCUAGCCGUUAAUUUGCAGCAAAUUUACAUGCUGAGUCGGGUGGGCUCCGAGCUUGGUCCAAUGUUCUAUGUGUUGAUAAGCCUAUCCUCGAUUUCGGCUAUUUUUGUAGGUUAUCUAUUUCUUUUUAAGGUUUUCCUUUUGGCCCUGCGGGGCGUAAUGGAUUCGGACCGGAUGAAGGUUCGUAACCGUACUCGUAAGAAUUGGUGGCCAUAUUUGUACUACACCAAUCUCAUACUGAAUGUGUUGGUGUUGGUGCUAAAUUUGGCUCUUCAGAUAUUCGACCAAACCGAGCAGAAGUGCCAGGUGCUGUUGAAUCAACCCCUCCCGAUUAAUGUUGUCGAACAGCCGAAAUAAUGGAAUGUUAAACUGAAAAUCAACUACGCACAUACAAUACAAUAAAAAUAGUAC
This is a messenger RNA of Uranotaenia lowii, 613 nucleotides long. RefSeq lists its product as uncharacterized. Bases 59 to 559 code for a protein of 166 amino acids. The record is from RefSeq and is a predicted model, not a curated record. The transcript is spliced from 2 exons. Lineage: Eukaryota; Metazoa; Arthropoda; Insecta; Diptera; Culicidae.